Liolophura sinensis is the source of this 2119-nucleotide messenger RNA. RefSeq names its product RNA polymerase II-associated factor 1 homolog. Bases 122 to 1648 code for a protein of 508 amino acids. Lineage: Eukaryota; Metazoa; Mollusca; Polyplacophora; Chitonida; Chitonidae. Gene Ontology annotation, cellular component: Cdc73/Paf1 complex. The record is from RefSeq and is a predicted model, not a curated record. The transcript has 13 exons. Gene Ontology annotation, biological process: transcription elongation by RNA polymerase II. Gene Ontology annotation, molecular function: chromatin binding; RNA polymerase II complex binding.
GUAAUCUGUAACAUGGAGUAAUGGAGAGAAGGAUCUAGGGGCAAUUAUUUUUCCAAUAUUAUAGCUUUUGCGCAUUUUCUUCGUAAUGAUGGUCCAGUAGACGAAUUUGUGAAACACAAUCAUGCCACCCACGAUCCAAACAGGCCCGCGGGAUGAUAGGGAUAGAAAACAACGACCCGGCGAAAGACGAUCUGAUCUAGUAUGCAGAGUAAAAUACAACAAUACCCUACCAGACAUUCCAUUUGACCCAAAGUUCAUAACAUACCCAUUUGAAUCAAACAGAUUUAUCCAGUACAACCCGACAUCGUUGGAGAGAAGUUACAAAUAUGACUUGCUCACAGAGCAUGACUUGGGUGUCAAUAUUGACCUCAUUAAUCCCUCAACUUACAUGAUAGAUCCGAAUGCAUACCUGGAAAGAGAAGAUGAGAAAUUGCUGGAAGAGGAUCUUAAUACACCAGGGGACUCAAAGAGAUCCCGACAUCACCAGACAAAUGUAUCCUGGCUGAGGAAAACAGAGUACAUCUCCACAGAGUUCAACAGAUUUACUCCAAAGGCUGACAAAGCUGAAGCCAAAGUUGGAUUUCGGAUAAAACAGAUGAUGAAAGAUGAGGAUCUGUACAAGGACAGAGAGAGUCAGAUCAAUGCUAUAGAGAAGACAUUUGAAUAUGCCUCCAGACCUAUUAUGAAACAUCACAGCAAACCUGGAGUAACACCACUGGAGGUGUUGCCAUGUUUCCCUGACUUCACAUUGUGGAAGCAUCCAUUCGCUCAAGUCAUCUUCGACUCAGACCCAGCCCCCAAGGGGAGAUCACUCCCUGCUCAGAUGGAGGAAAUGUCACAAGCCAUGAUCAGAGGAGCUGUGGAUGAGAGCGGGGAGCAGUUUGUGGCUUACUUCCUGCCAACUGACGAAACGAUGAACAAACGGAAAGCUGAGGAGACGGAGGGCUUAGACUACACCCCUGACGAGGAGUAUGACUACAUGUUGGCUCGAGAGUACAACUGGAAUGUGAAGAACAAACUGUCCAAAGGGUACGAGGAGACAUAUUUCAUGGUGUUCAGAGAAGAUGGGUGCUAUUACAAUGAACUGGAAACAAGAGUUCGACUUAGCAAAAGAAGAAAGAUUGGUGCCAGUAACCAGGUGGCUAAGUCUAGAUUGGUUGUCAAGCAUAGAGAGUUGAAUGACAAGGAAAUUGCCGCCCAGGAGGCACGGCUCACCAUGCUUGAGCCACCACAGGAGGAAGAGGAGGAAGAAAUGGCUGAGGAAGAGGCAAACAAGGAUGGGACUCAGUCAGAUGAAGAGUUCAAGAGUGGCAGUGAGAAGGCUGGCUCGGAUGAUGACAACAGGAGUGUGAGGUCUGGCGCGUUCAGUCAAAGGAGCCAUAGCAGGAGUAGAAGCCGCAGCGGAAGUAGGAGCAGGAGUCGUAGCAGGAGUGGCAGCAGGAGCAGAAGCGGGAGUCGUAGCAGAAGCGGAAGUCGCAGCAGGAGUCGCAGUAGAAGUGGCAGUCGGAGCAGAAGUCCGAGCGGUUCUCGUAGUGGAAGUGGGAGUGACAAGGCCGGCAGUGGCAGUGAGAGUGAAGAGGAGAAUAAAGAUGGGAAGAAGGAUGAGGAAGAGAUCUUCGGUAGUGCCAGCAGUUCAGACAGUGACUAGUGUCGCUGUGAUGAGGGCUGUGUAUCACAGACAGAGAGGAGGGGAAGAACUGGUGAUUCAUUCUGCUGAAACAUACACUUUUGGAACUUAUUAGGAAAUGCCCUCCUAUGACAAAAAGAUUUUCAUUUGGCAUGUCUCUUUGUGUGUGUCACGCACGUGCAUGGAAAACAUUACGAUGGGCACUGCGCUUUCAUAAUGUUCUUCAUGAUGACUAGAUCGAGGUUUCAGAUCUUAACAGCACAAUUUUUUGUAAAAUAAUGCAGAGAGAGAGCACAUGUACAUAAUAAAUAAUAACUUGAAAUCGUAAGGAAAGCGUCAUUGUGUCUAGAGUGUGUCAAAUCGAAACAGAUAUAUAUGGUUCUUUGUCUCUGCAUCAUAUUGAUUUACAUCAUGUAUUUUUGUAUAAAUCAUAACAUUUACAACCAGGCCACCAUUUUUACUAGGCAAUGAAUGAGGACAUUUUGGUGACGA